AUAGUUUCAGUCGAAUUUAAUUUAUGAAAAUUUCCUGUUCUUACGUAUACAUUAUCCAAGAUAAUCCAUUUCUAAUGCCCCUUGGCAUUUCGAGGGAGGGGAUGCAUUUUUACCCAUGCGUAGGGGUAUUUUAAGUUUGCUCUCCAAGGAUCACUAUUAUUUACAAUCACAACACACUAUGACGUCAAAUAAACGUGUGGGGGACGUUAAUAUGUGACCUUUUCAAUCAAUUACACCCUAUUUCCUGCGCUUUCGUUAACACUCGUAGCACAUUGCAUCUAUUUCCGCCUAAAUAGGCAAUUGCACAUCGAUUGCACACGAUCGAGUGGAUUUACGGCCAGUAAGGUCGCCAGGGGUCGGGUCAGGAGGUUCUAUUUUUAAAAACUUCAUACCUGAGUAAUCUUUUACUUAGUUGUGAGCGACUGUUACGUUAGGGCGUAUAUUUGCAUAAAUCAUAUUAAAAUUACAUUAUUAAUAGUAAUUCGUUUGUCGUAAUGCGUGAGGAUAAAAAUUCAGGCAUCCUGGCCCCCAUAACUGAAAUGGAUGAGCAGCCAAUCUUCACGUGCAAGGCGCACGUGUUCCACAUAGACCCGAAGACGAAGCGAUCGUGGAUGUCGGCCAGCUCCGCCGCUGUUUCCGUCUCGUUCUUCUACGACUCGUCGAGAAACCUGUAUCGCAUCAUCAGCGUUGAAGGGACCAAGGCGGUGAUAAACAGCACAAUAACGGCGAACAUGACCUUCACGAAGACCUCUCAAAAGUUUGGGCAAUGGAGCGACGUGCGGGCCAACACGGUUUACGGACUCGGGUUCGCGUCCGAAGCAGAACUGGGCAAAUUCAUAGAAAAGUUCCAAGAAGUGAAAGAGGCGAUCCAGGCGCAGCAAAUGUCGGGCAAAGCCACCAAUGGCAACAGUGGAGCCGCCACGCCCGUGGCGUCCGCUACGGCAUCCCCUCUGCUAGCUUCCCGCGCGCCCGCUGACGAGCCCCCGGUCGCUGCUCCUCCAGUACAGCCUAAAGUCGACAACGAUGAGAUGAUGGUCCACCAGAGAGCUCACUCCGUCUCGUCCUCACUACAGGGCGGAUAUGCGACGGUAGGGCGAGCGCCGCGCGGCCCCCUCGCGUCCACGGCGGCGCCCGAGCGCUCCGAGCUGCCUCCCGCCGAGUCCGCAGAACAGCAACUCAGAUACGAAAACGACCGCCUAAAACUGGCUUUGGCUCAGAGCUCAGCGAACGCCAAAAAAUGGGAGGUCGAGCUGGCAACACUGAAGAGCAACAACCUGCGCCUAACAGCCGCCCUGCAGGAGAGCACCGCCAACGUGGACGAAUGGAAGAGACAGCUGCACCAGUACCGGGAGGAGGUGGCCCGCGCCAGACACUUCGCUGGGAAAGGCAACGACGCGAGCGAAGCCGAGCAGCUGCGGCAGCGCGUGGCGCAGCUCGAGGCGGAGCUGGCCCAGAAGAACGAGGAGCUGGCACAGUUCACCAAGUCACGGAAGAGUGAACAGGACGCCGAAGCGAAACUAGCUCAAAGCCAGCUGGAGCUAGCCCUAGCCGCCCAGGACGGACAGCGGCAGGUCAUCCAGGCGCUCAACGACCAGCUGGCCCGUCAGCUCGAGGAACUGUCGACGAUCCACCGCGAGAUUAACACGGCGCUGCAAACAUGAGACGCGGCCUCCAUUCAGCCGCCUCCUAUAUACGCGUCCGUUGUCAAGCCACCGGACCGGCGGCUGCCGCUGCUGCUGCGCGCGCGGGAGGGGCGGGAUGGGAGGGAGGGGGAGGAGCCGAGCUACGUCACGGUGAAGACGAACAAAUGAACAGCGUUCUCGGUAUUUCGCAAGGUGCACGAAUUCUUUUAAUUUCCUACCUGUAUUCUUCAUUAUCGUUACGUGAGGUGGUCUCAGUGUUCACGGUCUAAUCUGCGACUGGA
Molecule: messenger RNA, 1924 nt
Organism: Cydia amplana
Lineage: Eukaryota; Metazoa; Arthropoda; Insecta; Lepidoptera; Tortricidae
Gene: homer
Product: homer protein homolog 2
Exons: 11
Coding region: 495-1661 (388 amino acids)
Biological process (GO): regulation of store-operated calcium entry; G protein-coupled glutamate receptor signaling pathway
Cellular component (GO): cytoplasm; dendrite; plasma membrane
Molecular function (GO): G protein-coupled glutamate receptor binding
Source: RefSeq, a predicted model, not a curated record